AUGCUCCACUGGACCAUCACCUCGCGGGACGCCCUCAAGCUCGCAGUGGAGGGGCGGACUCUUUUCCCCUCAUCCCCUCAUCUCCUCAACCCCUCAUUCUCUCAUCCCCUCAAGCCCUUAUUCCCCUCUCCGUGUUCCCUCCCCCGCAGCUACAUGCUCCACUGGACCAUCACCUCACGCGACGCCCUCAAGCUGGCAGUGGAGGAGCGCAGCACCACCGGCGCGGGCGGCGGCGGGUGGCUGAUGCUGGCGUGGGCGCGCAAGGGGCAGCCCUUCCCCAGCGACGCCAUCUUCGGAAACCUCUUCGGGCAGCGUACCGUGGCAGCAUUCACCAUCAGCGGGCCCGGGGCGGCAGGCGCACAGCCGGCGUCGUUCACCCUGGGGCGGACGGCGUUCCGCACGACGUUCAACGGCGCCGUCAUGAAUCAGUGGACGGGUUACCGGGUGGUGGGCCUAUCAGGAGGUGGGUUACCAGGUUACCAGGUGCAUCGCACCAUUCUACCUGGGGCGGAUGGCACUUCCACGUCCUUGAGUGGUGCGGUCAUGAAGUUCUCCCGCCAGAGGGCGGAUGGGUCGGUGCCGGUGAGCUACUACGGCAGGAACCGCCUGCUGUGGGCCUUCACCACCGACUCCUCCGCCAACCCCACCCUGCCGCCCUUCUACCGGGGCAUCUCAGUCGUUGACUUCUCCUGCACUGCCGAUGGUGACGGUGAUGCCACAAUUCCCUCCUACGACUCCUCCCCCCCUCCGGCCACCCGCACUCCCUCGCCCCCGCCUUCCUCUAACUGCCUCGGCUCCCGCAAGACGUCUUGCUCGGCUUCCAGCCUCCCCGGCUACACGUCUGUGGUUACCCUGGGCAAGGGUCUAAUGCUGCACUGGAAGCUCCUCACCACCACCAGCGCCGCCUUCUGCCUGCAAGCCAAGGCAGGCACGGCAGCAGCAGCGGGGGGGUGGGUGUCAAUGGGGUGGUCCAAGGGCGGCGCCAUGGUCCCCGCUGACGCUGUCGUUGGCGCGCCUGGGGGCGCUGCCAAGACGUACGCUGUUACGAGCUACAGCUCUGUGGACCCCACCUCUCGCUUUGCCAUCACUGGGGGAUCGGUGAAUUCAGGCUUCAACGGCGUUCUGCUCAAGUAA
Messenger RNA from Closterium sp. Yama58-4, 1134 nucleotides. The record is from the annotation of a GenBank genome assembly. Lineage: Eukaryota; Viridiplantae; Streptophyta; Zygnematophyceae; Desmidiales; Closteriaceae.